AUUAACAUGUCGACCAGCGAUGGGGCCACGGAAAGCAAAAAACUUCGCACGGACAGCAGCAGCAAUGGAAGUAAAGAGCAGAAUGGAAAUUCGGCAGGUUCCGGAGACGCAGGUGGACCCCGUGAUAAAGUAGCGCUGAUAACCGGCAUAACGGGCCAGGAUGGAUCCUAUUUGGCGGAGUUUCUACUCAAAAAGGACUACGAAGUGCACGGUAUUAUACGGCGGGCUAGCACUUUUAACACCACCCGUAUUGAACACUUGUAUGCGGAUCCCAAGGCGCACAAGGGGGGUCGAAUGAAGCUCCACUAUGGCGACAUGACCGACAGCAGUAGCCUGGUGAAGAUCAUCAACACGGUGAAACCGACAGAAAUCUACAAUUUGGCAGCACAAUCGCAUGUAAAGGUAUCCUUUGACUUGAGCGAAUAUACGGCGGAAGUAGACGCCGUGGGUACAUUGCGAAUUCUGGAUGCCAUUCGUACUUGUGGCAUGGAGAAGAACGUUAGGUUCUACCAGGCCUCCACGUCAGAGUUGUACGGCAAAGUUGUGGAGACGCCCCAGAACGAACAAACGCCCUUUUAUCCAAGGUCUCCUUAUGCUUGCGCAAAGAUGUAUGGGUUUUGGAUCGUUAUUAACUACCGUGAGGCCUACAACAUGUAUGCCUGUAAUGGCAUCCUCUUCAACCACGAAAGCCCGCGACGUGGAGAGAACUUUGUCACUAGAAAAAUUACUCGAAGCGUUGCUAAAAUUUUACUCAACCAAAUGGAGUAUUUUGAGCUGGGAAAUCUAGACUCUAAGCGCGACUGGGGACAUGCUAGCGAUUACGUAGAGGCCAUGUGGAUGAUGUUGCAGCGUGAUUCGCCCUCUGACUAUGUUAUCGCCACUGGAGAAACGCACAGUGUGCGCGAGUUUGUGGAAGCGGCGUUCAAACAUAUUGGACGCGAGAUAUCGUGGCAGGGAAAGGGUGUAGAUGAAGUGGGCAUAGAGGCCAGCACCGGCAUUGUUCGUGUGCGUAUUAAUCCAAAGUAUUUCCGCCCCACUGAGGUGGAUCUUUUGCUUGGUGACGCGUCAAAGGCCAAGCGGGAGCUCAACUGGACGCCCAAGGUGAGCUUCUCAGAAUUGGUCAAGGACAUGAUGCAGGCCGACAUCGAGCUAAUGAAAAAGAACCCCAUUGCAUAGGGAAUGCCUGCCAGAAUGGUGACAAAAACGGCACAAAGCUCUCUUACCGCUUCCAGAGCUAUCAUUUAAAUAUAGUCGUAAGCCUUUAAAGUGGACCUGGAUCUGGAUUCCAUCGUGUGUGUAUGUAUUGUAUGUGUAUUUCUGUAUUAUCUGGGAUUUUGCAAUCAUUCCUUUUCUACUUUGAGCGUACGUUUUCAGUGUAAUCUUAAUUGUUUUUAUAAAAAUUCACCAUUCUAACGAAUAUUUUCAAUAAA
This is a messenger RNA of Drosophila bipectinata, 1430 nucleotides long. It is a transcript of the gene Gmd, whose product is annotated as GDP-mannose 4,6 dehydratase. Gene Ontology annotation, cellular component: cytoplasm. Gene Ontology annotation, molecular function: GDP-mannose 4,6-dehydratase activity. Gene Ontology annotation, biological process: GDP-mannose metabolic process. NCBI's taxonomy places the organism in Eukaryota, Metazoa, Arthropoda, Insecta, Diptera, Drosophilidae. The record is from RefSeq and is a predicted model, not a curated record.